GAAAACAAUCCAGCAGCACGGAGCUUCUUGCAGAGCAAAUAUCCGGAUCUCCCACGUCAGAACUGGAAGGUCAUUUAUCCGCAGGCUUCUGACGCGCAGUGCGACCUCCUAGAUCGGCUCUUACAAUUUGAUCCGAACAAGCGACUGACUGCGCAUGACGCCUUGCGUCAUCCAUAUCUGGAAGAGCACCACGACGAGGAGGAGGAGCCUAUUGCCACGGGCCACCUCGACUGGAGCUUUGAUGAA
This is a messenger RNA of Symbiodinium pilosum, 246 nucleotides long. NCBI's taxonomy places the organism in Eukaryota, Dinophyceae, Suessiales, Symbiodiniaceae. The record is from the annotation of a GenBank genome assembly.